Molecule: messenger RNA, 684 nt
Organism: Aspergillus vadensis CBS 113365
Lineage: Eukaryota; Fungi; Ascomycota; Eurotiomycetes; Eurotiales; Aspergillaceae
Product: nucleoside 2-deoxyribosyltransferase domain-containing protein
Exons: 1
Coding region: 1-684 (227 amino acids)
Source: RefSeq, a predicted model, not a curated record
AUGAACCCCAACAUCAACCUCACCAUCGAAACCAUCCACGCCCCCUCCACCACCCCGCCCAAACCCACCAGCAUCAUAAUCUUCCUCGCCGGCAGCACUCCCCCGUCACCAACAGCCACCAGCAAAGAUUCGUCCAAUCCUAUCCGCAUCUCCUCCCUUUCCUCCUCCCGACGAGACCACCACCAACAACUACCUCCACCCCCACCACCAACCUGGCGCGAUACCCUUUCCACCCACCUAGCCCACUACUUCCUCCCAAAGCCACAACCACAACCACACCCAGACACCACCAACACCAAUACUACCCCCCAAACCAUCCACCUAACAAUCCUCGACCCCUUCCGUCCAGAUUGGGACAGUUCGUGGCGCGAAGACCCAUCCUUCCCGCCUUUCAAGGAACAGGUCUCGUGGGAGAUGGAGCAGCGAGAACGCGCUGAUAUCGUGCUGUUUUACUUUGAUCCGGGCACUAUGGCGCCGGUUAGUUUGUUGGAGUUGGGGUUGUCUAUGCGUGAGCCUGGAAAGCUGGUGGUUGUUUGUCCCAGGGGGUAUUGGAAGAGUGGGUUUGUGAGGUUGGCUUGUGAGAGGUUUGGGGUUCAGGUGGUGGAGGGGUUGGAGGAAGGGGCGGGGGUUGUGGGCGGGUUGGUUUGGAGUUUGGUUGAGGGGGUGAGGAGGGAGGGUUGUUGA